Messenger RNA from Chaetomium strumarium, 1158 nucleotides. RefSeq lists its product as uncharacterized. The coding region runs from base 1 to 1158 and encodes 385 amino acids. The transcript has 4 exons. NCBI's taxonomy places the organism in Eukaryota, Fungi, Ascomycota, Sordariomycetes, Sordariales, Chaetomiaceae. The record is from RefSeq and is a predicted model, not a curated record.
AUGGAGGAGUUUGACCGCGAGAUGAGGAGACGGAUGUGGACGAUCCUGUAUCUGUGGGAUUUCUCACUGAGCGCUAUGUUGUCCCGGUCAUUCCAUAUCAACCACACCGAGUGCAAAGCCGUGAUGCCCACUUUGGCCCUGGAAAUCAGCCCGGAUCGCCCAGGUCAGCCGUCGCCGUUCCGGCAUAUGAAUCUCCACUGCCAGCUUUGCAUCGACAUGGGAGCGCAACUUCGUGCGCCUUCGGAUUCGGACGUGGAAAAGGCGAAAAAAGCCGGGCGGGUAAAAGACGUGGUUGAUGAAUGGUUCGCGAAGAUCCCAGCCGAAUACGCAUUGGAGAACCCGGACAUGAAAUGGGAUGAAGACUUCGGAUGGGUCGUCACGGCCAAGCACAGGUCGGACCUCGAACUCGACCUCCUAGCGGCGGGCGUCGAGUCGGCACUCGGUCUGAUGCACCGGGCUUGGAUCUUUUUCGAAAACCUGAAAACAAUGGGGGCCAAGUUCCAUUAUGCUAUUUUUUGCAUCUUCGACACGGCAACCGCUCUGUACUGUGCCCUUCACAAGGAUGAGGCUCGCAACCUUCCGCAGCGCGACGCCGCCGUCGACGCUGUCUUCAAAGGAUUGAGCCUGCUCCAAGAGGCGGGCAAGGAGUCCAAGAACACGCAGAAACUGUACCGCAUUCUCGAAGGACUCCUUAUGAAACUCCCAUUGAGCGCCGUUGAACAACGAGCGAUCGGAGCAGCGAAACGGAGCUGGACGCCAGAAAUGACCGCCAUGCCGCCCAUGCCCUCCACAAUUGCCGUUCAGCCGAACCCUGUUUCCCUCAGUGAGGCGCCUUGGCAACAGCCAUCAUAUGGGCUGUUUCCUGCAAUCAACGGCCUGGACUACGGCCUCGACAGCGGCCUGGAUAACGGCCUGGAUAACGGCCUGGACCACGGUACCCUACCAGGGUUCACGGUGCCGUCGGUUCUCCAGACGUGGGACUGGCAGUGCCUCAACCUCGGACACCCCAUGGAGUGGAUUCGAAACACCUAUACGCCCCGUGUCGGCGAUCAGAACGGGAGCCCCACUACCCAGGCUGGCGUCUCGGGAGGAUUCCGUGGCCCAAGUUUGGCGAACGGUGGCGUUGUGAGUCCGGAUAACGAAGAUCUGAGCCAGUGA